CCGAGGGACCCAGAUGGGUCUGCACCCACAGAUUCGGCCCGGCUCGGCUCCCUUCGCUGAUGUCCUCGUACUGCCAGAAUAUUUGUGACGAUGGGAGUGACCAGCCUGUGGCAGAUCCUGGAACCUGUAAAACAACACGUCCCCCUCAGCAGCCUUAAAGGAAAGACCCUGGCUGUUGAUUUAAGUCUAUGGGUGUGUGAAGCACAAACAGUUAAAAAGAUGGUUGGGAUAGUCAGAAAACCUCACCUUAGGAAUCUUUAUUUUCGAGUCUCUCUGUUAACGCUAAUGGGAGUCCAUUUAGUGUUUGUCACGGAGGGAGAGUCCCCAGAGCUGAAAGAAGACACAAUGCGAAAGAGGACAGAAGCUCGCUUUGGCCCAUCCAGCAAACCCAGGAGGGCAAGAACAGGGAGAUCUCGUUUUAAAUCUCUACUGAAAGAGUGCCUCGAAAUGUUGGAGUGCUUAGGGGUCCCUUGGGUUCAGGCAGCGGGUGAAGCAGAAGCCACAUGUGCUUAUCUGAACUUGAAUGGCUAUGUGGAUGCCUGCAUCACCAAUGAUGGUGAUGCCUUCCUCUACGGUGCUCAAACAGUUUACCGGAAUUUUACCAUGAACACAAAGGACCCACACAUUGACUGCUAUUCAAUAUUAGCUAUUGAGAAGACACUGGGCUGCAACAGAGAAUCACUGAUUGGAUUAGCAGUUCUACUCGGUUGUGAUUAUCUUCCUAAGGGAGUUCCUGGAGUUGGAAAAGAACAGGCUUUAAAGUUGAUUAAGACUCUGAGGGGAGAGAGCUUACUGCAAAGAUUUGCACACUGGAAAGACCACUUCCAAGAUGAUGACAUCCCAGCCCUGGCAGCUAACAAGGUGAUUCAUUGCGCUGUGUGUCGUCAUCCAGGAGCUUAUAAAGAUCAUGAGAGCGCUGGGUGCCGUCUUUGUGGCAGCGCAGCAUGCUGUGAACCCCACGAUGCAGAAUUCUGCUGUCCUUGUGACUGGCACUCCUCCGAGCAAGACCGGCGAGUCAGCGCAGUGGAGAAUGGCAUUAAAAAGAAAGCUAAAGCAUGCAAAGGAUUUCCAUUUCCUGAGGUUAUCCAAGAGUACCUAAUCAGCAAAGAUAAACCGAUGAAGUUAAAUGGGUACCGGAGGCCAAAUUUAUUGUCCUUUCAGAAAUUCGCUUUUGAGAAAAUGGACUGGUCCAAGCAUUACGCUUGUGAGAAAUUGUGCGUCCUCCUCACAUACUAUGACAUGAACAGAAGGAAGUCUGGCCAUUUUGACCCACAGCAACUGCAGGCACGACGGAUAAUCAAGACCCGGACUAAAAAUGGCAUUCCUUGCUUUGAAAUUGAGUGGCAAAAGCCAGAUCAUUACACAACAGCAGACGAUCAGCCUGCAGAACCCUUUUUAAUAACAACAGAAGAGGCGUCACUAUUUGAGGCUGCGUAUCCAGAAGUGGUUGCCCAGUACCAUAUGGAGAAGUUGGAAAUAUGCAAGCAAAGGAACAAAGGUAAGAAGAAUAAACCUAAAGAGGGAGAACACUUAGCUGGGGACAGUGAAAUUGCAGAUCUUCUUUCUCGGCUGAACAUGCGAUCCGAUGAGGAAACCUUUCCCAGCAGAGAUCCUAAGCCCCCAUUUACAACUGUUUCUGGUUUUCAAACAGUUCCAGAAAAGGGCUCUAAAUUUCAGGGCCUACCUGUAACUGUACAUUUUCCUACUGCAGUCACACAAAUUCAAAAUCCACCAUCUACCUUGCUCGUGACUACUUUGCAAAAUACAGAGUAUAAUUGCAUUCCUGACGGUUCUCUGAGCUCGCAACCUGAAAACUUGCGUGCCUCUUCCCAAAUUGCCCAUCUGCAGUUGAGCGACAUUGACUGGGAAGGAACAUCCUUCAGCGUUUCUCCAAAGCGGGUUAAUAUUGCUUGUUCGGAAUCUGAGUCAGAUGUGAGUAGUAAUUUUCCAAAUCAACACUCUUCACUGCCCUGCAAAACAGCUGAAAUCAUUACCCCGUCUUUGAAUUCUGUGCGAUAUGAUCCAAAUCUACCAGGGAGUGAGGAGUGCUCUGUCUCCAAAAUUGACCUUCAUAAAGGUCAAAAUGAUUUAUCUUCAGAAGAGCGGGCAAUUCUGAAGCCUUCUGCUUUGGAGGCUUCUCCCAGCGUUUCAGAUAUGUCUCUGUUAAACUCUUUGCAAAUGGUAGAACAAAUCAAUGUUACAGCUAGCCCUGUGGGAAAAGCUCUAUCUCCUUCAGCUCAGCUAAAUGACAGUGCUCAGGAAGUUGAAAGUAUAUUACCAGGAAAAUAUCUGCAGGGACUUGGCUUGCCAAACUUGCUCAAAAAUUAUGAAAAUCCAGCCCGGGCGUCACAUAACCUCACUAGUCCAGGAACUUCAGUGUCUCUGGGCACCGGAACACGAAAACCAACUUGCUUGGGAAACAAGUCACCAAUAUUGUCUCGCAAGUCAACGGAAGUCUUAGAUAGCUGUCGGAUGAGGGGGAAGCCCACUCAUAAAAGCUCGCUGAAGAAGAGCGUGUGCCAAAAGAUUUACUCCAGUGAAGACAGUGAUGGUGAAAAUGUGAAAGGUAGAAAGAAGGGUCACAGAGGCCCUAAGUGGCGAAGGAAGGGUCGUGUGGUUCAGCUGAAGGACAAGUGUGGGGACAAAAGGAGCAGCCAUGAAUUGGUGGCUGAAGUUGUGCCAGGAGAGAAAUCUCUUAAAGGGCCUGCCAUUAAUUUACCCGUGGAAGAGCUUCCUAUUGCAAACAUUCACAAUUCUCUGACACACUCAGAAUCUAAGCUUUGUCGAUCCUUUCUUCCUCUUCAGGCAAGUGAGGCUGCCGCCUGCGCUGAUAGCCCCCUUCCUCUGUCCGAACGGCUGAAACUAAGACUGCAGAGCAGUUAAGGAUCCCUUGGCAUUUUGUUCUUCUGUUCUGGGCAUUUCUUAAAUUCUCAUCUCCUUCCCCCUCCAUAACCUUUGUAAAAGCUCAACCGACAGAUCUAAGUAAAGAGACACAACCUUAAUGAGCCAGGACGCAGGGAGAGAUCCAGAAUGAGCAGAGCUAAAUGCUGGUGUGA
Messenger RNA from Lacerta agilis (Sand lizard), 3056 nucleotides. It is a transcript of the gene GEN1, whose product is annotated as GEN1 Holliday junction 5' flap endonuclease. Gene Ontology annotation, molecular function: 5'-flap endonuclease activity; four-way junction DNA binding. Bases 91 to 2883 code for a protein of 930 amino acids. The transcript is spliced from 14 exons. NCBI's taxonomy places the organism in Eukaryota, Metazoa, Chordata, Lepidosauria, Squamata, Lacertidae. The record is from RefSeq and is a predicted model, not a curated record.